GCUGACUCUCAGUCUCCACUCCCCUGCGGUAGCAGCGACUCGCUCCUCUCUCCCCAUCUCUCAUUUCGGUUCGAGCUUUCGAUUGCUCACUCCGUCCCUUGUCCGUCAUCUAUCUCGUUUCAGGUGGGGAACGCGUCAACGCAAGUGCGCACUAAAUCUCGUCUAUCUCGUCCGUCUCUCCUCCUUAAUUCUUUAAGUCUCACCGCGCCACUCGUUUCGGGUGCUCUCUCUGUCUCUCGUCGAUUUCAUCUCAGUCUUGCGCAGAAUCGAGUAACUGGAAUACGUGGCACACUAGACAGUUAAUUGCUGUUUGGGAUGAAUAUGGAUUGCAAUGCCAUUGGAGAUCCUACAGACAAGCUCAAGGGUGUCCGAAUCUCAUCCCUUGAUGAUGAUGAUGAUGAAGAGGUCCUUGUUGACAAUGAGCAUGAAGAUUAUGACUCUAACGAUGAGGAGGAGGAGGAAGACCCUAUUACUUUAGGUUUCAUUGAGAAACCUAAAAAUAAAUGGUCUCUUCAACGGCAAUAUUUUCCCAGCAAAGCUGGAGGUGCCCCGGCCUGGCUUGACCCAGUGAAUAUACCCCCAGGAAGGUCAUGUACGUGUGACAUAUGUGGAGAGCCUUUACAAUUUCUUCUUCAGGUUUAUGCGCCAACUGAAAAGGAAAGUACAUUUCACCGGAUGUUAUUUGUUUUCAUGUGUUCUUCAAUGAAAUGUCUUCUUCGGGAUCAGCAUGAGCAAUGGAAACGCCAUCCAGAUAAGCCAUCUAGAAGUGUGAAGGUUUUCCGUUGCCAGUUACCUCGUGAUAAUCCAUUUUACUCUAGUGAACAUCCGAAAAAUGAUGGGAGUGACAAACCCGUUGGCAUUGGAGCUGCUCUAUGCGAUUGGUGUGUUACAUGGAAAGGAGAUAAACUCUGCAGUGGUUGUAGACAAGUGCGGUAUUGCUCUGAGAAGCACCAGGUCAGCCAUUGGCGCUCUGGUCAUAAAAUUGCUUGCCCGCAGAUGAAAAUUUCUGCACAAACAGCUACAUCUGGACCAAACAAUUGCGGAACCAUUUCAGUGGAGUCUAAGAAAGAUGCUGGCAACACUCUGUGGCCCGAAUUUGAGAUCAUUAUUGAAGACGAAAGUGAUAACAAUAACCCUGACAUUUCUGAGAGCAAUGCUUUAACUAGUUCUUUGAUAUCAAAGAACAGAAUUGAUGACGCAAUGAAUUCCAUAUUGGAGAACUUUCAGGGUGAUGAUGACAAAAAGAGUUGGGUCUGCUUCCAGGAGCGUAUUAGUUCAGCCCCUGAACAAAUAUUGAGGUAUUAUCGAAAUACUAAUGCAAGACCCAUAUGGCCUGUUUCAAGCGGUCGACCGUCUAAAGCUGAUAUCCCUAAAUGCAAUUACUGUGGUGGUUCAAUGUGUUGUGAGUUUCAGAUUCUGCCACAGCUACUCUAUUACUUAGGUGUGGACAAUGAAGUGGACUCUAUAGAUUGGGCAUCAAUUGUGGUGUACACAUGUGAAGCAUCUUGUGACUCAGAUGUGGCUUACAAAGAAGAAUAUGCUUGGGUUCAACUUUACCAACCUUCCACUACCUGACCUCACUGUUGAAAUAUCUAUUUCUCCAUUUUUUUUAAUAGAGGAAGUAUGAGAUAGAAAUAUAGUAACGUAGCAUCAAAAGAAAAUUUUGUAUUAUAAUAGGAUAUUGAUUUUGUUAUUGAGAAUAUUCAAUUUUGGUUCAUAUUUAUUCCGAUAAUCACUGCUCAUGAUAACAUUGGUUUGAAGUUCUCUACAGCUUAUAUCUAUUUUGAAUCCCAUUUGGUUUA
Neltuma alba is the source of this 1802-nucleotide messenger RNA. RefSeq names its product programmed cell death protein 2. The coding region runs from base 316 to 1575 and encodes 419 amino acids. Lineage: Eukaryota; Viridiplantae; Streptophyta; Magnoliopsida; Fabales; Fabaceae. The transcript is spliced from 11 exons. Gene Ontology annotation, cellular component: cytoplasm. The record is from RefSeq and is a predicted model, not a curated record.